Messenger RNA from Gossypium arboreum, 506 nucleotides. RefSeq names its product protein LEAD-SENSITIVE 1-like. The coding region runs from base 51 to 506 and encodes 151 amino acids. The transcript is spliced from 2 exons. NCBI's taxonomy places the organism in Eukaryota, Viridiplantae, Streptophyta, Magnoliopsida, Malvales, Malvaceae. The record is from RefSeq and is a predicted model, not a curated record.
AGGACGUAUAACAAACAUAUAGAAGUUUAAAUGGUGAGGGAAUUAAAAAGAUGAAAACAGUAAGAAUAGACGCUCUAAGACCAAGAGAUCACAUAUUUUCUGAUAGGAAAUCACGUCUCUAUUUUCACCAUGGCAUAUAUGUGGGAGAUCAAAUGGUGAUUCAUCUGAUGGGACCAAGCAAGACUUACAACCUAAAACCCUGCGAAAGAUGUGGGUUCACGCCCCAGGCAGGGAUCUUCAAAACUUGCCUCGAUUGCUUCCUCAAUGUCUAUUCACUCUACCGCUACGAAUACGACGUUUCUUACUUAAAACUGGUUUUCAAACGCUCUGGUUCUUGCAGCAUUUGGGAUUGCAGACCGGCGAACCAAGUUGUCGAAACCGCCUAUCGUCUGCUCAAAGACAAGAGCUUCCGGAGCUACAAUUUUUCCCUCAACAACUGCGAGGACUUCGCGGUGUAUUGCAAAACGGGCAUGGCCAUGAGCAAUCAAAGGGUUAUUUGGGUUUAA